GUGUGUAUACCCUGUUUGGCCCUUUUUACCACCGCUACAGUGCAUGAACAGUGCGAACAGAACAGGAGGGAACAGAUUAUACUGUUCCACAGGAGAGGAUUCUGCUCCAACCCGUGCCAUCCCCUCUUCCAAUUUAUAACCCCAAGAAUUUUUUUUUUUGUUCAAGUAAACCAGCCUUUCUGCCUCGCCUCCAUCUGCCGAUGCUGAAGCUCUUUCCAUGGCGUGGUCCAAUUCAACAAACCCUAACCCUAAUUAUAGUCCCAAACAUCUCCUUUCAUCUACAUCCACUACCACCACUUCUAUAUAUCUCCCGUUUUCUAAGCGUAUCUCAUUCUCAAUCUGACGACACCUACGACCCUCCAUUUUCUCCUACUUCCAAUACCCUCAAAUCCAAGAAGACGACCGAGCUUCCAAUAAAAAAUAAAAAAUCCAAGAAGAAGACUCAGGAUUCAUUGGAUUCCCGGAAAGACCAGAAUUUUCCAGGAAAAUCGGAUCUACCUUUUGAUUUCAGGUACUCAUACUCUGAAACCAAUCCUUCUGUAGAGCCCAUCGGGUUCCGUGAACAGCCCAGGUUCUCUCCCUUUGGACCGGGACGCCUCGACCGGAAAUGGACGGGGACUUCUGCUCCGGCCCAACAAUCCAUUGAUUUAGCCAAGGUAGCAGAAUACCGAAAUGCUGUUCUGGGUGAACCGCUCUCCGAGGAAGAAAUUGCUCAGCUUGUAGAACGUUACCGGCACAGCGAUUGCUCUAGACAAAUGAAUUUGGGGAAGGGGGGAGUAACUCACAACAUGCUGGAAGACAUCCACAACUACUGGAAGAGAGCUGAAGCUGUGAGGAUCAAAUGCUUGGGAGUGCCAACUAUCGACAUGGAUAAUGUUUGCUUCCAUCUUGAGGACAAAUCCGGUGGGAAAAUUAUCUACCGCCAGAUUAAUAUCCUUCUUCUGUAUCGGGGUCGACACUAUGAUCCCAAUAACAGACCAGUCAUUCCUCUUAUGCUGUGGAAGCCAUAUGCACCGAUAUAUCCAAAGCUUGUGAAGAAUGUCGCUGAUGGCCUAACAUUUGAAGAAACAAAGGAAAUGAGAAAUAGAGGACUUAACUCUCGUCCUCUGAUGAAACUCACCCGGAAUGGUGUGUACGUUAAUGCAGUGGAGAGAAUAAGGGAGGCGUUUAAGACGGAAGAUGUUGUGAGAUUAGACUGCACUCAUGUGGGAACCAAUGACUGCAAAAAGAUAGGUGUGAAGCUAAAGGAUUUGGUACCUUGUGUUCCCAUAUUGUUCAAGGAUGAACAGAUAAUUCUCUGGAGGGGAAACAAAGAUCAGGAACAGGACUCCAGCUCAUUGAUGGAACUUACAAGACCACAGUUGCUCUAAUGAGGUCUUUGGAUACUUGGAUUUAGAAUUGGUGAGACGGAUUAACUCUCAUAUUUUGCAUAAUUCCGAUCUUGCAGCAGGAAAUUUGUCUCAAGUUAAUAGUCACAGGUGGCCAAGAGAAUUCCAGACUAAAUAGCCUACCUGGUUAGAUGCUGAGGCCUUCUUGGUUCUGUGGCUGAUUUACGGUUCUGUGGCUGACUGAUUUAAACACGGCUGCCACAUAGACGUCGGUGCACUGGAGUGUGUCUAUUGCCAACUUUGAACUCUUGGUGUUGCGUCUCGCACUGUAUACUUGAUGCAAAGUUGACAUUCAGUAUUUUCUUGUUAUCAUCUCAAUGCAGAAUUUAUUUUGAAUUGAGCAAGUAGAUGUAAUCAAACUCUGCCUUGUAAGUCUUAUAAUAUAUGAAAUAUAAAUCAGUUACUUUUUAUUUA
Messenger RNA from Cornus florida, 1802 nucleotides. RefSeq names its product CRS2-associated factor 2, mitochondrial. NCBI's taxonomy places the organism in Eukaryota, Viridiplantae, Streptophyta, Magnoliopsida, Cornales, Cornaceae. The record is from RefSeq and is a predicted model, not a curated record. Gene Ontology annotation, biological process: Group II intron splicing. The transcript has 5 exons. Gene Ontology annotation, molecular function: RNA binding. Bases 201 to 1370 code for a protein of 389 amino acids.